Messenger RNA from Cylindrotheca closterium, 1827 nucleotides. NCBI's taxonomy places the organism in Eukaryota, Bacillariophyta, Bacillariophyceae, Bacillariales, Bacillariaceae. The record is from the annotation of a GenBank genome assembly.
AUGGGUGCCGAGAUCUCCACACCCGAGGGCGAAGACUUCAUGGCAAAGUCAUACAGGUCCUUCCAUGAAUCAGCAACAAUGUUUACCGAACACGAUGAUGAAGAAGAGGUUGUACACACUUUGCGGAAACUUGGCCGAAGCUCUUCUCCUUUGAUUGGAAAAGAAGUCAUCACGACAUCCGAAACCAUCGAAAGCAAUCAUCUAGGUCCCAAAUCAUUGGACCAGUCCGAUGGCAAGAUUUCUGUCAAUAUUGCAAUGGCUGAUCUGAUGGCAUACUUGCAAGUGGUUGCAAACCACAGCAAUAACUUGCCACAAACCCGACGUGACGAUCCAGCUGGCAAAGAAUGUGCGGUAGCAACUCCCGAGGAGGUGUAUGCGAACAAGUCCGCAGCAUUUAUCCCAGCAGAUGUAAGAAUCGUCGGUGGAAGAUUCAUGCUCUAUGGAAAAGCCUGGAACCUACCUGAUAAUACUGAAUUCAGCCCUGCUGAACGCACACUUGAGCCUGGCAAAUCCUACGGUGGAGCCAAUGGUAAUGCCAUGCUAAAGGUAUUAUAUGAUUUCGUCAGUGCGUCUGGAGCCGAUGAAAUUGCCUUUGAACAAGAUGACAAUGAUCUUUUUGAUGACGAUGAUGAUGAAGCUUCCUUGGACAGCGUUUCGAAGACUGGUGGACUUGAUACUGUUGGACUUCGUGGGGAAAGCAGUCUUUCAUGGGCUGACCUUCUCCGCAAGAUGAAGGCUGAGAUGGACGACAUGAAGUUCAAUCAAGUGCCAACGCUCACAACAAGCAGGAAACUAAAUGUCAACGAAGACUUUACGCUUGUUCCCAAAAGCUUCGAUCCAAGCACGGGAAGAACCCGCUCUCUAUUGAUCGGAUGCAAUUACAAUGGUAAUGCACAAUUAAAAGCGAGCCACGACGACAUUCGCUCCAUGAAGGAUUAUAUUGUUACAGUUCAUGGAUUUUCGGAAGAUGCCGAAGACAUGACAGUGCUUCUCGACGACGGUGUUCACAAAGCACCAACCUAUGCCAACAUAAUAGACCACUUCAAGAAACUGUCCGAAGACAGCCAACCUGGUGAUGCCGUGUUCAUUCAAUUUUCGGGUCAUGGAGGUCGCCUCAUUGGAAGUCCUGGUGCUGACGCAGUUGACACUUACGACGAGGCGAUUGUACCUUGUGAUUUCGAAGAAGCUGGGCCUAUUCGAGACACACUGGUAUUUAAAACUCUUCUUGCCCCUAUGCGAUAUGGCGUAACCGUGACCGUCAUCAUAGAUGCUUGCGACACUGGUAUGGUUCUUGAUCUACCAUAUGCGUGGUCUACUGGUGAUGAUCAACCAGGGACCGACGCUGAGAUGGUCCAAAACAAAGACUACAGCUUUGUUCGAGACUUGAAGGUGAUCAAGAAACUAUACGAGUCGUCUGUUUUUACACAACUUGGAAACCGUGUAGAUGAGGCAAUUGGAAGUCAACCAGAGCCCACCCCCACCCAAAGGUAUUCGGCCCGCAGAAGAAGAAGAACCAUGGGUGGUGAAACAGAUGACGAGCAAAGCGCUCUUUAUAUGAAUGAUUCAUUCGCAGGUAACCAAGGAUUUUGCUGUGAUCCAAUGCAGAUGAAUGGUCUAGACAAUGUGAAUUCGGAGGACGUGCAACGCGAUCCUUCGGAAACUAGCUUCAUGGCACGCCUAACCGAUUGCGGAAUGGGAAAUGAAUUGAUUGAAAAAGAACUAGAAGCCAUGAGUGUUAGAAGCCGGAACGAUGGCCGAAGAAGCAGAAAGAGCCGAAGUAGCUCUGGCCGCCGAAGCAAGAGCCGCCGCAGCUCCCGCCGCUCAUGA